AUGGCUGAUGAAUGCUAUUCUGAACUAUUGAAUAUACCAUCUUCAACUGUUCUGAUAACCGGUGGUUCUAGUGGCAUUGGUUUAGGUCUCGCUCGAUGUUUUGUUCAAGCAGGCGCAGCUGUUAUAAUCACAGGCCGUCGCGAACAACUGUUAAAAGAAGCUGCUGAAGAAUUAAAUGGUAUUGGAAAGAAAAAAGUAGUUUUUCAUGUUAAUGAUACUGAAAAACUUGCGGAAAGACAAGCACUGUAUGAAUGGAUAACACAUGAAUAUCCUCAAACAAAUAUUCUUAUUAAUAAUGCAGGUAUUCAACAGCGCGCUCCAUUUAUUCCAAAUGAAAUACCAUCUGAAAACAUAGCCUGGGAAGAGCGAGAAAAAGAAAUUCAAAUAAAUGUAUGUGCACCGAUGCAUCUAUCUCAUUUAUUUAUACAACAUUUUCGACAAAUGAAAACAACCACGGCUAUUAUGAAUGUAUCAUCAGGUUUAGCUUUUGUACCAUUAGCACCAAUACCAAUCUAUUCAGCAACCAAAGCUGCUCUACAUUCAUUUACUAUGAGCCUUCGUUAUCAGUUAAUGAACGAAAUAAAGAAUAUUCAAGUUUACGAAAUUGUACCGCCUGCUGUACAAACAAAUCUUGGUGGUAGUCAUGCUUUUGGUGAGCCGCUUGCUGAAUAUUGUCAAGCAACAUUUGAGCGCUUACAAAAAGGUGAACAAGAAAUUGGUUAUAAAUUUUCGGAUGAAGGAAGAAAAAUGAAAUCACGUGAAGACACGGAUAAAUAUUUUAAAAAUUUCAACGAUAAUAUGGUAAAAUUAUUUCAAAGCCAAAAGCUUUAA
Molecule: messenger RNA, 831 nt
Organism: Rotaria socialis
Lineage: Eukaryota; Metazoa; Rotifera; Eurotatoria; Philodinida; Philodinidae
Source: the annotation of a GenBank genome assembly